Molecule: messenger RNA, 546 nt
Organism: Dichotomopilus funicola
Lineage: Eukaryota; Fungi; Ascomycota; Sordariomycetes; Sordariales; Chaetomiaceae
Product: ADP-ribosylation factor family-domain-containing protein
Exons: 6
Coding region: 1-546 (181 amino acids)
Biological process (GO): protein folding
Cellular component (GO): cytoplasm; microtubule cytoskeleton
Molecular function (GO): GTP binding; GTPase activity
Source: RefSeq, a predicted model, not a curated record
AUGCUGUCCAUUUUGCGCAAGGCGAGGCUCAAGGAUAAGGAGCUCCGGAUCCUCAUGCUUGGCCUUGACAAUGCGGGAAAGACCACAAUUGUAAAGAAGGUUAUGAACGAAGAUGUCAAUACGGUCAGCCCCACACUCGGCUUCAUUAUCAAGACCAUCGACUAUGACGGGUAUAAGCUCAACAUUUGGGAUGUGGGUGGCCAGAAAACCCUCCGGUCAUAUUGGCGAAAUUAUUUCGAAAAGACAGAUGCCUUGAUUUGGGUUGUUGACGCUACGGAUCGGCUGCGCAUUGACGAUUGCAGAGAAGAGCUGCAUGGGCUUCUUCAAGAGGAGCGGCUUUCAGGGGCAAGUCUGCUGGUGUUUGCGAAUAAGACCGACGUCACAGGAUGUAUGGCAGGCGAAGAGAUGCGGAAGGCUCUGCGGCUUGACGAAAUCCGCACGCAUAGGUGGAACAUUCUCCGGUGCAGUGCGAUGACUGGGGAGAACCUUAAAGAAGGAUUGGCCUGGGUUGUGGAAGACGCCAAGGCCCGCCUCUUUCUUUAUUGA